AUGUUAAUGAAGGGUCAGAAAACAGCCAGAGAUCUUCUGCAAUGGUUAGGAAUAGUUUCCUCUUGCAUAGAUCUAAUUCCCAAUGCUCGUCUUUAUAUGAGACCAGUACAAUUACACCUUCUAAGUUUUUGGAAACCAAGUUCAUUAGAUUUGGAGAAGGUAAUUCCUAUUACACAACAUCUCAAAUUACACCUACAGUGGUGGUUAAAUACAGCAAACAUUUCCAGGGGCAAAUCUCUGCAACUGGAAGAAAUAGGAAUGACCAUAACUACAGAUGCAUCUCUAACAGGGUAUGGGGGUCAUCUCAACAAUCAGAUAGUUCAAGGAUCAUGGGACAGUUGUCACCAGAAAUGGCAUAUCAACUGUCUAGAGAUGGAAGCAGUAUUUUUGACUUUGAAACACUUUCGAAGACAAAUUCAAAACAAAACAGUGUUGAUCAGAUGCGACAACACAACAGUAGUUCAGUACAUAAACAAACAAGGGGGAACAAAAUCUCCUCGUCUUUGUUACCAAACUUGGGAUCUUUGGAAUUGGGCAAUAAGUCAAAAUAUCAAAUUGAAGGCUGCACAUAUAGCUGGGAAGUUGAAUGUUUUAGCAGAUCAUUUGAGCAGGGUCAAGAUCAGACAAACAGAAUGGAUGUUGAACAAAGAAAUAGUUCAGACAAUUUUUCAAAUGUGGGGACAUCCAUUGAUAGACAUGUUUGCAUCAGUUCACAAUCGUCAAACUCAAAUAUUUUGUACAUGGUAUCCUCACAAUCAAGCCUAUGCACUAGAUGCUCUGACAAUUCCUUGGGAAGGGAUGUUUCUCUAUGCAUAUCCCCCAAUGUGUUUGAUCCCCAAAGUUCUUCAACAUAUCAGACAAUACAAUUGUCAGGUAAUUCUGAUAGCUCCAUUCUGGCCAAGAAGGCCUUGGUACACAGAACUACUUCAACUUUUAAUAGCUGUGCCAUUGAAACUUCCAAAUUGCCCACAGUUACUUCAACAACCAAACACAAAAAUUUUCCAUCCAAACGUAGAAGUACUACAGUUAACUGCAUGGCUUCUAUCGACAGAGGCUUCAAAGCAAAGGGUUUUUCUAAAGACACUAGAACCUUACUUGCAGCAAGUUGGAGAUCAGGCACCCAAAAAGAUUAUACUUGCAAAUUCAAACAAUUUAAUAGCUGGUGUAGUGCAAGGAAAAUUGAUCCCUAUUCAGCAUCUCUAG
Molecule: messenger RNA, 1203 nt
Organism: Magallana angulata
Lineage: Eukaryota; Metazoa; Mollusca; Bivalvia; Ostreida; Ostreidae
Exons: 1
Coding region: 1-1203 (400 amino acids)
Molecular function (GO): nucleic acid binding
Source: RefSeq, a predicted model, not a curated record